Molecule: messenger RNA, 1268 nt
Organism: Pocillopora meandrina
Lineage: Eukaryota; Metazoa; Cnidaria; Anthozoa; Scleractinia; Pocilloporidae
Source: the annotation of a GenBank genome assembly
AUGGAAGCAAGCACUCGCAGGAACACUCAUGGUGAUCCACCAAAGAUCAGUGUUAAUCUUCCAAAGUUAAGUGAGCUUACCCAGUCGAAAAAACCUUGGAGGGAGGUUCAACUCCCAAUUGACAUUCUGUUGUUAACAGUGAAAGACGUUGAGUUUUUAAGUUGCUACUAUUACAUUAAUGAUCUAAUCAAAAGCUAUCUGAAAGGGCUUGGUUUAGUAUACUUUGGCAGCAUUGGUGAAGAUAAAGAUGUCAAACUGAAAGUUGCUUUGAUGAAAUGCUCAGAGGGUUCUAACGUUCCUGGUGGUGCUUUGAUCGUUGUAAAAAAUGCUGUCACUCAGCUGAGGCCAAAAGCUGUCUUUUCUGUAGGCCACUGUAGUGGUAUGAAUCAGGAAUCGACAAAGCUGGGGGAUGUGGUUGUAUCAAAAAAGCUCACAACUUAUUCCUAUCAGAAGGUUGCAAAGGAUGGCAAGAAAUUUCGUGGGUUCAUAACUCCUGUAAGCAGAGACAUCGCUGAACUCAUCGAAUGUGCAGGUCAUGGUUGGAAUCCACCCUUAGAAAAUCCUAAAGAAAGGAAGGUUGAAGUCCACUGUGGUGAGGUUUUGAGUGGUUCAGAGCUCGUACAAGCUGAGUGGCGACGAGAUGAACUAGUGAAGUCAUUUCCUGAAGCAAUUGCAAUUGAGACAGAAGGAGAGGUAAGGUCUCCUUUUUCCUUUUAAGUAACUGUUACUUUAAAAUCUGCUCAAAGAGAUAUUCGGGUAUAUUUGAAUCUAGGGAGAGAGAAUUGAUACCUAUAUGAUAUCAGUUGUGGUGGGUAAGCUUUUCUGCCAGUGUCGAGAGAUGCACUGGCUGUGUGUGAACAUACUGGACUUCAGAUCAAGAGGUCUGGGUUUAAGCCCUGGGCUAAUGGGAUUGUGUUGUAGUCUUGGCUGAGAGGCUUUACUCUCACAGUGUGUCUCUACACCCACGAGUAUAGAUGGCUACUGAUGAACUGUCCACUAUUUCAUAUACAUGUAGAGGGAGUAAGGGUAUAGUCUUAGUGUCUGAAUGGUAUAAGCCCUGGGAGAAGCUCGUGCUACAGGGACUAGCUCGGUACUUAGUAUACAUAACUUUCCAAAAUAUAUCUCUAGUUCCUUACAAAUUUUUGAUAACAAUGGUAACAUGAUAACAAUGGUUGAAAUCAGUAGAUGUUGGAGAAAAUUUGUUGUUUUAUUCUUAAAAGCUUGUUUUUUUUGUCUCAGGAGUUUUCAGCGCAGCACGUGAUCUGUAA